AAACAACUGAUCCCAAACAAUAGUCACUAACGGCACAGCCAAUUCAAACCAUGGUCCAUGGCCCCCCAAAUGGGUUAAUAUUAUUUUAAUCUUAAUUAUGAUGAUGAUGCUAAAAUCUAAACCCAAAAACCAUGUGUGAAAACUCUCUGUCAUCAACCCCAACAAAAGUGGUUAUUUUAGUCUUAAUUCUUCAUUCAUUUCAUUCUCUUGGUUAGUCCCCAGAAGAAGAGUCUUAAUAAACAGACAUGGUUUUCUCUUUCUCUUUCUCACCAUAAACAUAAAAAGAAGAAAAAGAUUAAGACUUUGGUCAAGGAUCACAAUUUUGAUUUCAUAUCUGAGAUGGGUUUUCUUUCCAUUGUGAUUUAUCUUUCUCUUUUGCUAGCUUUUUAUACUUCUAGUCAUGUUUAUGGGAAUUCAGAGCUUGAAGCUCUACUGGAGUUGAAGUCCUCUUUAGACCCAGAUAACAAGUUUCUGAGAACAUGGACUAAAGAGGGUGGUGGUGACCCUUGUAGUGGCUCAUUCGAAGGAGUGGCCUGCAAUGAGCACAGGAAAGUGGCCAACAUUUCUCUUCAAGGGAAGGGACUCUCCGGCAAGCUAUCUCCGGCGGUGGCCAAGCUCAAAUGCUUGUCUGGUCUUUACUUGCAUUACAAUAAUCUGUCUGGAGAGAUACCAAGAGAAAUUUCCAAUCUUACUGAGUUGACUGAUCUCUAUCUCAAUGUGAAUAAUCUCUCAGGUGCCAUACCUUCUGAGAUCGGCAGCAUGGCUAGUCUUCAAGUUCUACAGCUUUGCUGUAACCAGCUGACAGGAGAACUACCUCCGGUAAUGGGGUCCUUGAAGAGACUAAUGGUUCUUGCUCUACAGCAUAACAGAUUAAUUGAUGCAAUACCUCCUAGCAUAGGAGAUUUGGGGAUGCUAAAAAGGCUUGAUUUGAGCUUUAAUAGAUUCUCUGGUCAAAUUCCCUCUAGACUAUCUAGUAUUCAAUCAUUGGAAUUACUAGAUGUCACAAAUAAUUCUCUUUCUGGAGUUGUCUCUUCUGGUUUUCGAAGAUUAAAUGAGGGCUUUAAAUUUGAGAACAAUCCAGGCCUGUGUGGAGUUGGGUUUUCUAGAUUAAGAGUCUGCACAGCUUAUGACUUUUCUGAUGUGGAUGGAGAUGGAUUUGGUGCUAUCAUACCAAACAGAAAUGACAGUGGUGAUCCAGCACACAACCCUGAAUAUGCAAAUGUCAAAGGACAUUGUAACCAAACACAUUGUUCAAAGUCAGCAAGAUUUUCACAGGCUGCAGUUGUUGCAGGGGUAAUUGUAGUGACUAUCACAAUGACUGGGAUAGUGUGUCUGAUUAUUAUCAGAUACCGGUGGCGAAAACAAAAGAUUGGCAGUACUUGUGAUCCUUCCGACGGUCGGCUUAGCAUUGAUCAGGCCAAGGAGGUUCAGUUUCAUAGCAGGAGUGCCUCUCCACUUGUGAGACUUGAGUAUUGUAAUGGAUGGGAUCCAGUAGGAGAUGGUGGAAAUGGACUUGGGUCAUCCCAAGAAUAUCUUAAUGAUUAUAGAUUCAACAUGGAAGAGAUUGAGUCUGCAACUCAAUACUUUUCUGAGGCUAAUUUACUUGGGAAGAGCAAAUUCUCUGCUGUCUAUAAGGGGAUUCUUAGAGAUGGUUCUGCUGUAGCCAUUAGAAGCAUUAGUAUCACUAGCUGUAAGUCUGAGGAAGCUGAGUUUGUUAAAGGGUUAAGUUUAUUGUUUUCACUAAAACAUGAGAACAUUGUUAAGCUUAGAGGUUUUUGUUGCUCAAAAAGUAGAAGUGAGUGCUUUCUCAUCUAUGAUUUUGUUCCUAAAGGAACCCUUUCCAGUUAUCUUGACAUAAGAGAAGGAAGUGACCAAGUUCUUGACUGGUCCAAGAGGGUCUCCAUCAUUACUAGCAUUGCAAAAGGUAUUCAGUACUUACACAGCAAUGAAGCAAACAGACCUGCCAUGGUCCACCAAAAUAUAUCUACAGAGAAAGUUCUCAUUGAUCACCAAUUCAACCCGUUGAUAUCAGAUUCCGGGCUUCCUAAGCUUCUUGCUGAUGACAUUGUCUUCUCAGCUCUUAAGACGAGCGCUGCCAUGGGAUAUCUUGCACCAGAGUACAUAAACACCGGCCGAUUCACUCAGAAAAGCGACAUAUACGCCUUUGGAGUCAUUGUCCUGCAAGUUGUAUCUGGGCAGUGUAUGCUCACAAGCUCAAUUCGAGCAGGAGCAAAAUCUUUGAUAUUUGAAGAUUUCGUUGAUGCCAAUCUGAAAGGAGAGUUCUCUGAAUCUGAGGCUGCUAAGCUGGGAGAACUUGGACUAGCUUGUACUCAUGAACUUCCUGAGGAAAGACCGAAUGUUGAUGAGGUUGUAGAAGAGCUCAGCAAGAUUAGCUUCAGUUUUUGAUGACUUGAGGCUUAACAAGAAACAAGAUAAAAUGUUCCCUCAUUCAUGUAAAUUGGAUAUGGAAAGAGGAGUAUCUUAGAGAACGAGGCUUCCCUUUGAUAGUUGUAAUAAUUUUUUUCACCUUUAACCUAUUGUUAAUUAAUUACAUAAAUACUAUGCUGCUCUUAACUUGUACUAUUAAGAAAAAUAUGUAGUUAGAGAUUACAGUCUCAGCCUUUUAUGUGCUAUAUCAUUUUCUUAACAACAUCAAUAAGAGUAGCUUAGCUACCAAUUAUGUAAACUUCAACUAACAUUAAUUGAUGACAGUUACACGUUCAUGUAUUGCAGCUUGAAAGUUUGUUCUUUUCAACUAAGCUUUAUUUUUCUUUA
Messenger RNA from Cannabis sativa, 2775 nucleotides. RefSeq names its product somatic embryogenesis receptor kinase 5. Gene Ontology annotation, molecular function: protein kinase activity; protein binding; ATP binding. Gene Ontology annotation, biological process: protein phosphorylation. The transcript is spliced from 4 exons. The record is from RefSeq and is a predicted model, not a curated record. NCBI's taxonomy places the organism in Eukaryota, Viridiplantae, Streptophyta, Magnoliopsida, Rosales, Cannabaceae. The coding region runs from base 340 to 2406 and encodes 688 amino acids.